Molecule: messenger RNA, 1014 nt
Organism: Triticum turgidum subsp. durum (durum wheat)
Lineage: Eukaryota; Viridiplantae; Streptophyta; Magnoliopsida; Poales; Poaceae
Source: the annotation of a GenBank genome assembly
AUGAAGCCAUACAUGCCCACGGUACUGAGAGCCCCGAGGGUGGUGGCCAUCCUGGCCGUCGUCCUGGCGGCGGCGCUCGCCACAGCCGUGAACGCCCAGCAGUGCGGCUCCCAGGCUGGCGGCGCGAGGUGCGCAAACUGUCUCUGCUGCAGCCAAUUCGGGUACUGUGGCAGCGGCGACGCCUACUGCGGCGCCGGCUGCCAGAGCCAGUGCAGCGGCUGCGGCCCCACCCCUCCCGGCCCCAGCCCCGGCGGGGGCGUGUCGUCCAUUCUGUCCAGGGACCUCUUCGACCGGCUCCUCCUCCACCGCAACGACUGCCAAGAGGCCCGCGGGUUCUACACAUACGGCGCCUUCCUCGCCGCCGCCGCCGCGUUCCCGUCAUUUGGCACCACGGGGAGCACGGAGACGCGGAAGCGGGAGGUGGCGGCCUUCCUCGGGCAGACCUCCCACGAGACCACCGGCGGGUGGCCCGCGGCGCCAGACGGACCGUACGCCUGGGGCUACUGCUUCAAGCAGGAGCAGGGCUCGCCGGGAAGCUACUGUGACCCAAAGCCGGAGUGGCCGUGCGCGUCGGGCAAGAAAUACUACGGGCGCGGCCCCAUCCAGCUCUCAUGGAACUACAACUACGGCCAAGCAGGCCGCGCAAUCGGGGUGGACCUGCUGAACAACCCGGACCUGGUGGCGACAGACCCAACGGUGUCGUUCAAGACCGCGUUGUGGUUCUGGAUGACGGCACAAGAUAACAAGCCGGCGUCUCAUGCUGUGAUCACGGGUCAGUGGACGCCGUCGGCCGCCGACAACACCGCCGGCCGGUCGCCUGGCUACGGUGUCAUCACCAACAUCAUCAACGGUGGGAUCGAGUGCGGUAGGGGGCAGGAUGACCGUGUUGCUAACCGGAUCGGCUUCUACAAGCGCUACUGCGAUGUCCUCGGCGUUGGCUAUGGUAACAACCUCGACUGUUAUAACCAGAGGCCCUUCAACAGUGGGCUCUCGGUGGGGCUUGCGGUACAGUGA